This is a messenger RNA of Cloeon dipterum, 1381 nucleotides long. RefSeq lists its product as uncharacterized. The transcript has 2 exons. Lineage: Eukaryota; Metazoa; Arthropoda; Insecta; Ephemeroptera; Baetidae. Bases 215 to 871 code for a protein of 218 amino acids. The record is from RefSeq and is a predicted model, not a curated record.
CUCCCACCCGGCGGAGUUGGCGCGAGAGCAGCCUGCCGCCGACUCCUUCUUCUGCCUUCCUCACGCCGUCCGUUACGUCGGCAUACAAAAAGCUUGUGGCCAUCUCUGCUAGACUCAUAUUCCUCCUGGCAUUCGGCAAGGUCGCAUCGCAGCCUAUUCCAGCUACCUGCAACCUUCCACCGGGAUACCCUCCACCAAGGAUAAAUUCGAAAAGAUGACGAGCUUCAAAUUGUACUCAACGCUGUUCUCGCUGUCGCUGCUGGUGCUUGUGGUGUCCAGCGCACCUCUGCAAAGAGAGGAAGAGUCAGACUCGACGGCCAGCAGCCGCUCUGGCCGCUCCAAGGGCUCAUCACGCAGUGCCCGCUACCUGGGCUCCUCGUGGUUCGACUUCCUGAAUCCUGCGCCCUACCAGGACCCACUCCUGUCGAGGGCCGCCGAGGAUGACAAUAGCAGCAACAACCAGGCCGAUUCGCCCAUCUACUACAUUCGGCUGCCGGCCAACCCGUACGUCUACAUGCCUGGCAUGGGCUACGUGAGCCGGCCGCAGCCCCUGCAGACCCCGGUGGCCAGCCCCCCGCCCGUGGUGCCCCCGAGGCCCGCCAGCCCCUUCUACCAGCUGCCGCUAGACUUUGUUUCUAACGGCAAGCCUGGCAGCACCGUGCAAAUCUGGCCCCGUGACCCCACCCCCGCGCCCAUCGUGCCUUCGACCCCGGCCGCCCCCGUUAUGCCUCCCCGCCCCAAGCCUGUGUCGACCAUCAACCGACUGCCCGGACAGUUCUACUUCAACGGCAAGCCCAGUGGAUUCUACAUUCUGCAGCAAGACCCCUACAACUCCUUAUACGCGGACGUACUGCACAAUUUCUACCCUUAAGACGGGCCAACCGACGCCGCCGUCGCUUAAGGGAUGCUUAAUUGUGCACGCGCUGCCCCUAUAUGGACUGAAAUUAUGUUUAUCUAAAACCACAAAGCUGUGAUUGCCGCCGCGACAAGUGUUACACUACUGAAAGUUUUGCAAUCGGAGCUAGAGAGCCGAUGUUGAGAGAUGAAUUUGUGCGUGUGAGUGCUCGACAUGAACGAUGCGAUUCAAAACUCGAAUUUAAUUAAACCUUUUUAUGUCGUAAUGUAUUUAUGGUUUUAGUUAAUUUAAUUUCGAAGCAAGUGAAAAUGAGCGAGUUGAUGAGCCAUGUUGGUGCGAAUGUAUUGUUUUGUAAAUUAAAGAAAGUGAGCUUGACGAAAGAUCUAAACUGUUAAAAGCUUAGCAUCGUUAAUACUAUUUAUGUAUUUAAUAUUUAAGAUCACAAUAGAAAACGAAUGUUUAAUCUUAUUUCAAUUGUUCAGAGUGUUUUAAGCAAUUAAAAUAAUAAAUAUGCAAAAUCAACAA